Messenger RNA from Sphaeramia orbicularis (orbiculate cardinalfish), 2100 nucleotides. It is a transcript of the gene bckdha, whose product is annotated as branched chain keto acid dehydrogenase E1 subunit alpha. Bases 197 to 1519 code for a protein of 440 amino acids. The record is from RefSeq and is a predicted model, not a curated record. Gene Ontology annotation, molecular function: oxidoreductase activity, acting on the aldehyde or oxo group of donors, disulfide as acceptor. Lineage: Eukaryota; Metazoa; Chordata; Actinopteri; Kurtiformes; Apogonidae. The transcript is spliced from 8 exons. Gene Ontology annotation, biological process: branched-chain amino acid catabolic process. Gene Ontology annotation, cellular component: oxoglutarate dehydrogenase complex.
GCCGUGCUGUGGCUGCUCUACACAUCAGACUGAGCCUGAUAGUGGGUGGGAAAAAGGUGCAGACAGACUGUGAAGGAUAUCAAACACCUCUAGUGUGUGAUACUGUGAAAACUGUUAGCAUUAGCAACCUACUAGCAUACAGUAACAGUGGUCAUUUAGUCGAGGGCGAACUGUCCGGUCUGCAGCUGUGGCCACCAUGAACAAAAUGUAUGGAUUGUGUUUCCACGCUGUUCGCCAAACGGCAGGACUGAAGUCAUCCAGACUGCUUCAACGUAGAGCCUUCAGAGUGUCUACCCUGCACCGACAGCAGCCCUUUGACUCAACGCUGGAAAAGCCACAGUUUCCUGGAGCAUCAGCUGAGUUUGUGGAUCAGCUCGAGUUUAUUGAGCCCAAUGUGAUCUCUGGGAUCCCAGUAUACCGGGUCAUGGACCGUCAGGGCAACAUCAUCAACCCCUCUCAAGACCCCCAGCUUUCCAAAGAGACAGUUCUGAACUUUUACCAGAAGAUGACGAUGCUGAACACAAUGGACCGCAUUCUUUAUGAAUCUCAGAGACAGGGUCGGAUCUCUUUCUAUAUGACCAACUACGGCGAGGAGGGGACGCACAUCGGUAGCGCUGCUGCACUCAAUCCGAAUGACUUGGUGUUUGGGCAGUACAGGGAAGCGGGAGUGCUGAUGUACCGUGGGUUUUCUCUGGAUCACUUCAUGGCUCAAUGCUACGCCAACGCCGAUGACCUGGGAAAGGGCCGACAGAUGCCCGUCCACUAUGGAUCCAAAGAUCUGAACUUUGUCACCAUUUCGUCUCCUCUGGCCACACAGAUUCCUCAGGCGGCUGGAGCUGCAUAUGCAGUCAAACGAGAAAACAGCAACCGUGCUGUGAUCUGUUAUUUUGGGGAGGGGGCAGCCAGUGAAGGGGACGCUCACGCUGGCUUCAACUUUUCCGCUACCCUUGAAUGCCCGCUGAUUUUCUUCUGUCGUAACAAUGGCUACGCUAUCUCUACCCCCACCAACGAGCAGUACAGGGGUGACGGCAUUGCCGCUCGUGGUCCUGGUUAUGGCAUGCUGUCAAUUCGUGUGGAUGGAAAUGAUGUAUUUGCUGUGUACAACGCAACGAAGGAGGCGCGUCGCAGGGCCGUGGCUGAAAACCAGCCCUUCCUUAUUGAGGCCAUGACCUACAGAAUCGGCCACCACAGCACCAGCGACGACAGCUCCGCCUACCGCUCGGUGGACGAGGUCAACUACUGGGACAAGCAGGACCACCCCAUCUCCAGACUGAGGCACUACAUGACGGCUCGCGGUUGGUGGAGCGAGGACGACGAGAGAAGCUGGCGGAAACAGUCCCGCAAGACGGUGAUGGAGGCAUUCGAGAGGGCCGAGAGACGUCUGAAGCCCAAUCCCGAACUGCUUUUCACUGACGUGUACCAGGAGAUGACGCCCCAGCUGAACAAGCAGAGGGAAUCCCUGUGGAGACAUGUCCAGCAGUACAAAGAGCACUACCCCCUCGACCUGUACGACAAAUAAUCGCUCGGACGGGAGGGUUGAUUGGCUGAACAAAAACAUGGGGGUGGGUAACGGAGACUGUUGCACACAUUUUACUGUAAACUUAAAAAUGUAGUUUUGAUAUGACAUCUGUUGCUUCUUUUCACACAACAAAGAAAGAUUUCAGAAUUACUGAUUUCAUCCCUCUGGGUGUGGUGCCUUAAGUUACUUUACUGUCAAUUAUAAAACUACACUUACACUUAGUUUUCACACUAACUUCUCUAGUGCAGCAAGAAGCAGCAGGUUGAGUUUGAGUACAAACUAAACUGAGCAAUAAACAGUGGACGCUUACGUACUGUGGUGUUUCUCCCUUUCCCUGUAACUGUUCAUUUGGUGAUCAUGACGUCAAACAGCUUCCCUUUGUGUUUAUGAAGUGACUGGCUGACCUUGUGUUCAUGGGUUUCCUUCUUUUAAUAGUUUGUAGUAUACACACCCAGGUUUUAGGUGGGUCUGUAUGCUGUGUUGCGGUUAUUUCUCCAAUCUGUGAAGUGUACACCCAGUUAUGCUCCUGUUACAUGUUUGCUGUUUUUGUGAAAAAAUAAAACAUAAAACUUUCAGUCGUC